GCCAUAUAUUGCUGACUGAGCCCGGGCAGCCAAAAAAAGCCUGGAGUGAAAGCCAACAGUGGGAGCGCAAGGAAGAGAGGAGAGCAGGCAGGAUCGCUGCUGAAAUGGCCACCAAACUUGUGGAUCUGGUGUACUGGCGGAGCGUGAGGUGGACCGGUGUGGUGUUCACAGGGCUGGUGAUCGCCCUGGCGAGCCUGUUCCAGCUCAGUGCCAUCACCGUGCUCUCCCACCUCUGCCUGGGUAUCAUGUGUGUCAACUUCCUCCUCCGUCUCUACUACAAGCUGCUGGAGCUGCUUCGCUGCAACCCUGGGGUGCACCCUUUCCAGUCACAUCUGGAUUAUGACAAGACUCUGACAGAUAAGGACACAGUGAUGCUGGUAGAGGAGGUGGUGCUACUGGUUGCAUUCGCCGUUACAGAGAUCAAACGGCUCCUUUUCAUCGACUGCAUGAUUGACUCUAUCAAGUUUGUUGUGCUCCUGUAUCUGUUGACCUAUGUCGGUGUCCUAACCAGCGGACUGACUCUGAUCAUAGCUGCUGUGAUCGUUGUUUUCUCACUUCCUCUGUUGUACAAAAAGCAGCAGGUGCGGAUAAGGAAGAUUGUACGAGCGGUAAAAGCUUUUGUGAAGAAAAUCAAAACCAUGUGCCUCAAUCUGUAUAGUUCAGUGAGACCCUCCUCUGCUCCUGCAGCUGCCCCGAAACCUGCAGCUGCACCCGCCGCCAAACAGAAGGCCAAGUCAAAGUAGCUAGUUUACUGACGUGUUGAGGACACCCAGGGUUUGGGAUUUGGAAAAUGUUGGAAUGGUACAUCCUCUGUGGGGGCCGCUAGAGGGGCAGCUCAUUUCCAUCUCUGCACCACGAUGUUUGUUCAUGGGAGCAAGUUUUAAUUGAUCCUGACGGCUGAAACAAAACUACCAUUCACUCAAGGACCGGAAGGGGAAGUGUAUGAGCAGAGGAAUUUUAUUUACAGAGAUGUUUUGUUGGCAGUGUUCAGAAUAACUAGUUCACACAGUCAUGCAGUCCAGCCAGGACAGCACACAAUAUCACAGGUUCUUUUCAUUUAAUAACAGGUUUAUUUUUACAUAAGUAUACUGAGCACUGUACUCAAUUUCUCAUCAUGAAGCUAUGAAGCAUUAUUGCUGAUUUUAUUAUUUAGCAUUAAUAGUUUUCAGUUGAAAAGAAAAAUAACAUUAUCUGCGUCCAUCAAUUAACAUAUUUUUAUGCUUGCUAUGCUGAAGAACAAGUCAAUUCAAUUUCAUUAAACCAAGUAUAAACAGUGAAAGAAGUUAAGUUCACCUAUUCUAAUGUGAUAACGAUAAAAGAUAUAAAAACUGUCCUGCAGUGACUAACUGAAUCAGGAACAAUGCUUUAUGGUACAUAACAGCAGUAACUUUUUACUUUGCAGGUUACAGUGGGUUUUUAAAGCCGACUAACUUUAAACAGCUGACUGUUGUGGCUGAAAAAAAAUCUUUGAGAGCAGUGAGAGAUCAAAUCUGUCAAGUAUGCACCAGAAAACCAAAGAAGAUUAAAUAAAAAAAAAACUGUGCAAACCUGGGGGAACUGCAGAAUCAGAUGAUAACAUUCGCUGUUCAGUUUUUUAACUUGGAUUAUAUUGAUUAUAAAUUAUUAAGUGCUUUAAGCCUGCUAGUGUAUUUCUCUCUUAUUUCUCAAGUUGCUCUUUCAAACUCUCUUGGAGCAUUGGGACUAGUACUAGUCUGCUGUCAUGUUCACAAAAGGUUGUCCUCGACCUUUACUGUUUUGUCUAAGUCAUAACUACUUAUAUAACUUUCUUGACGACCAUGUUUGAGUUGCAAAAAGUUGCUCCAUAACCUGCCAUCAGAGGACAUUUCAAUAGAAAUAAAACAAACUACAGAUUUUUAUACCAUUUUCUAAAUAUUCAUCUUCAUCAUCAGACAUUAGACACUUCCUGACAUGAAGGAUUGAGAUAGAAGAAUGGAUCAAAUUAAUAAACUAGGCUGUGCAACAUAAUGCUGCUGGCAACUUGAGAAUAACAAGAAGAUGACAGGUAAAUAGAUAAAUAGCGACUAGGAAACUAUUAAUAUUCAUCAGGCCAGGCUCAACAUCCUGAA
Molecule: messenger RNA, 2087 nt
Organism: Hippoglossus stenolepis (Pacific halibut)
Lineage: Eukaryota; Metazoa; Chordata; Actinopteri; Pleuronectiformes; Pleuronectidae
Gene: rtn2b
Product: reticulon 2b
Exons: 7
Coding region: 105-743 (212 amino acids)
Source: RefSeq, a predicted model, not a curated record